UUCUUACAGGGCUUUAAUCAGAGGCUGUGAUUCUAACAAACCUGUCCUCAGCGACAGUUCAUCAUACUGUUUACACAGGAACACGUUCCGGUGAACUUGGCCGGCGUGAGCAGAGAUUUGCGGUUUACUGGUAAUGAGUGUGGGUACGCAGCCGCUGCUUUGUUGAAGUAGGAGGGGCCCCGUCUUUGUUUCCUGGAGGGUGGGCAUUAGUAUGUAGAUUAAAUUAGAAAUCUUCCAGGUCACCAGAUCGCCUGAUUUAACCCAGUGUCUCAGUGCAGCGAUCAGCCACUGGGGACGGCAUUCGUCAGCUGAUGUUGUUUUUAUUACCUGUUAAACAGGGAGAAAUGCUAAAAGGACGUUCACGCGUUGUUUAAUUAGAUGGUUUUCAUGAUCUGCUGCUGUUUGCAGAGCUGGGCUGAGCUGGCUGCCGGAGCAUGGCGUCGGCGUGCUCGUUUCCAUCCCCAUCAGCUGGAGAAGUGGAAGCUGUGUCAGCACCCGACACUGAUUUGUUGUCCUUAGUCACGGUGGCCGGUCAUAAGACGUGACUUGGAACUAAAGCGUGCUGACGUUUACACGGCUGCAGUUUUACUGACAGAUAAAUGUUGGCAGUGGCUGCUUUAUAUGUGUUUACUCAGCUACAUUUGCUAAUACAGACACCUCAGCUGUACCUGUUGGAAGAGGUGAAGUCAUUAUGCUCUGUUUGACUCUGUUUGUCAGAGCUGCCCUCAAUCAUGACCUGUUUUCAAGUGCAUAUAGAAUCCUGUGUUGUGCUGUGUAAUUAAUCUGACGCGUAUUGUGAUUAUGGUGAAACUCUGCACUGUUUAACCUCAGAGCCAGUUACAAGCUCCUCUUCUUUGCAGUGAUGCCCACAGCUGUGACCUCACCUCCACACAUGUAUCCAGGUGACAGUCGGUGCCGUAGAGCGAGCGAGCGAGGAGGUGACGCAGGGAUGAGUGCGGACGGCCGUCAGGAGGUGGUGACCACCCCUCCUCCGCCCAGCGGAGGGACCAAGGAGCGCUACUUUGACCGGGUCGACACCAGCGAUCCGGACUACAUCCGGUCCAGGAACAUGUCUCCCGAUCUUCGGCAGGACUUCAACGUCCUGGAGCAGAAGAAGCGCGUCACGCAGAUACUACAGAGCCCCGCCUUCAAGGAGGAGCUGGAGAGUCUGAUCAAGGAGCAGCAGCGGAAGGGGAACAACCCCACCGGCCUGCUGGCCCUGAGGCAGAUCGCUGACUUCUUCAUGGCCAGUUCAGUGGCGGGUUUCAACACCUCCCCUCUCAGUCUGGGGAUGGUGACGCCCAUCAACGACAUGUACAGCGUGGAACCCGCCACCAUGGUGAAAGGCGAGAAGCUGACGCGCUGUAAACUGGCCAGUCUCUACAGGCUGGUGGACCUGUUCAGCUGGGCCUACUUCGCCAACUCCUACAUCACAGCUCGAGUCAGUAAGGAGCAGGAUCACAUCCUCAUCAUCCCCAGAGGCCUGUCCUUCGCCGAGGCAUCGGCAUCGAAUCUGGUGAAGGUCAACAUCAUCGGGGACGUGAUCGAACAGGGCUCCACCAACCUGAGGAUCGACGCCUCUGGUUUCAGCCCCCACGCCGCCAUCUACUCCAUGCGUCCGGACAUCCGCUGUGUCGUGCAUGUGCACACGCCUGCCACGGCCGCUGUGUCUUCGAUGAAGUGUGGAAUCCUGCCCAUUUCCCAGGAGGCACUGCUUCUGGGCGAUGUUGCCUACUACAGCUACCAGGGCAGCCUGGAUGACCAAGGGGAGCGCAGAGAGCUGCAGAAGGCCCUGGGUCCUACAACAAAGGUGUUGGUGCUGAGGAAUCACGGCGUGGUCGCUCUGGGGGAGACCAUCGAAGAGGCCUUUCACUACAUCUACAACGCCCACUAUGCCUGCGAAAUCCAGGUGAACGCCAUCUCGUGCGCCGGCGGCGUGGACAACCUGAUAGUGCUGGACCAGGAGAAGUACAAGUCGCGGGUCCACGACGUGGCCACGGCCGGCGACGUGAACAUGUGCGGCCAGUACAAGUGGAAAAUCGGAGAGCUGGAGUUCGAGUCUCUGAUGAGGAUGCUGGACAAUCUGGGCUACCGGACGGGCCACGCCUACAGGCACCCCGUCGUCCGGGACAAGCCGCGGCACAAGAGCGACGUGGAGAUCCCCGCCACCGUCACGGCGUUCAUGUUCGAGGAGGACGCCGACGGCGCCGCCACGCGCCUGCCCUUCAAGUUCCUGCAGCAGCGGCAGCAGCGGGAGAAGACGCGCUGGCUCAACUCGCCCAACAGCUACACCAAGGUCAGCGUGGAGGGCGGCGCCGAGCGCUACAGCAGCCGCACCACCACGUGGAUGAAGGCGGAGGAGACAGGAACUCCCAUUCGGAUCGAGGACCCCAAUCAGUUUGUCCCUCUGAACACAGACCCCACAGAGGUGCUGCAGAGGAGGAACAAAAUCAGGGAGCAGAACCGGUUUGACGUGAUGACGUCGGGGCCACGCUCUCAGCACCUCGCAGGCAUCCCUGUUGACGAACCGCGGCGGGUGCAGAUAAAAGUGAUGCCAUACGUGCCCACAGAGGAGGAGCAGAUGGCUCCGCUGCCUCCCAACCCCUUCAACGAGCUGUCGGAGAAGGAGCUGGAGGAGUAUCGCAAAAAUGUGGAGCGGCGGCAACUGGGCCUCAGUGAUGGCGAGCACGAGCUAACCUCUGACGACGGCUCCACUCUCUCUCAGUCUCUGUCUCUCACACAGUCCCCGCAAAGCACUCCAGCAAAAGAAGAGAACCACACCGGCCUGAUGAACGGCAAGGGCGCCCACGAGGACGAGGAGCUCUCCAGGCGCGUCAGCCAGCUGACCACCAGCGCCGAGAGCGUGGAGAUCAGCGUGCGCGCCGGCGAGAAGAUCGAGGAGGCGCUGUCGCCCGAGAGCUCGCCCUCCAAGUCCCCCAACACCAAGAAGAAGAAGAAGUUCCGCACGCCGUCCUUCCUGAAGAAGAACAAAAAGAAAGAGAAGACGGAGGCCUGAGCGCGGAGCCGCGGGCCGGGAAGGAGAGCGAGGCGCAGCCGCCUCCUUUUCCGUUUAACGUCUGUGUUUUUACUUCGUCUCUGUUUUCAGUGUCCUUUUUUUUUUGUUUGUUUUUAAUUUUAUUUUAACUUUUUUUAACAAAUCGAUUCGUGUGAAACGACAGAAGGGAGGAUCUUAAUGUAGGAAAUCCCAUCAAUUAGUUGGCAACAAAAUCAGCAAAAAUGUGUCCUUCUGCCAGCGAGCGGAGUGUUGGGGAGCUUCUGACGGCGGUUGUGUGAGUGCAGCGGGUCUCUGGCCACAGGCGCGUGGUGGCACCUGCACUGGGCCCCGUCGGACGACGGAACCGCUGAAAGCAGAACCCAAAACCCCUCUCGCGUUAGUUCAUCUCAGAGCCACUGACCCACCAUGAAUAUUUAUGUAGCAUUUUUCAUAGCUUCUCCUCUUCAUUUCAGUGUUUGUUGAUUUGCCAAAACGUAAAUAGAAGAAUGAAAAAAAAAUCUCACUUCAGUAAAGCAUCUCUCUUCGUCUACUUCAUCUCAUGAUUUUUUUUCAAUGGAGCACAAAUUUGGUAUUGGUCGAUUCCGUUUUGUACUCAUUUGUAAUCAUUUGUAAGCUUUUACAGAGAAUACAGAUGUCACGCAUGUUUUCUCCUUUGGCAAGAACAGAAUUUCUACGGCUGACUGUGUUCUGUAGUGAUGCCUGAUUUGUCAAAUUAUAUUCUAAUCUUCAGAGUACACAAAUUUACUAUAUUACAAAUAUAUGAAAACUGGAUAUGUUGGCUAUAGAUUUUUAACAAUAUAUUUUUUAUUUUACUAUGCUGCACUUUUCUUGUGGUAAUUAACAGAUUUGAGUUGCAGGUGGUUUCACCAGUGAAGGAGAUUGUGAAGUAUUUGGUAAAUGUUGUGCAAGUAGCAAGCGAAGCGCGGAGGCAGGUCAGGAUCCAGAAAGUGAGCAGGAUGGAGGACGGAAGGAAAAGGUGACGAUGAAAUCGCUUUCAUAGGUGUCACACGCGGGAGAAGAGCCCAAUUUUCUGAAUGUGAAUGAAAACACACACACGGAACGCUAACAGAAGUGUAUUCGGUCGAGCUGUCUGACGCGAGAGUCGAGGGUUGUGAAGCGGUGACAGCUUUGUGUGUGUGCGUGUGUGGGUGUGUGUGUGUGUUUUAAAGCCAUAUUGUAGGUUUUGCUCUAUUUUUUUAAUAACGAGACAAGGGUUGCUCUUCUCGCCUGCCCGCUCGGGCGUCCAGGACCCUGUCGAGACCUCUCUGGAAUCACCCCAGUGACUGCAGCGACACCCCUCUGGCUCCCGGUUGCUUGUUCACAGCGGCUACACUUCCUCGCUUUGGUUUGCUAUUUGCAUUCUCAUAAAACUGGAAAAUCAUUAGAACUGUUAAGUUGUUUUUUUUUUCUUUCUUCUGUUUUUGAGCUCGGCCGUCGUUUCAGUUUCUCGCAUCAUCUCUCCAGCAAACGCAGUCGUGUCGUAAACGUGGAGUGACCCAUAGUUGAACUCUGCAGAGCCAAAGUGCAAUGGGCUGCCACGUAUCCCCCUCCCACAGUUGAACCACACGCACCAGUAUCCCAGCGAGCAAUGUGAACUAUUGGAUUUGAAGGGAGGGGGGGUCGCGGGACGCGUCUUUAGCUGUGUUAAACGACGGCGUCGGCUCCGGACGACGACAAAGGUCACACUAGUGUGAGAUGGAGAAGGGAGGUGUGAGUUUGGAAAUGGAAGUGAAUACGUGUGUGUGUGUGUGUGUGUGUGUGUGUGUGUGUGUGUGUGUGUGUGUGUGUGUGUGUGUGUGUGUGUGGUAGAGACUGAACAGGCGGUGAGGACAACUUGACACUAACGCACCAUGUUUUUAUCACUCAGACUGUACUUUCUUUCAUGCCAUCCCUUCUCUUGGAAGGCUUCUUUUUCUCAUGCUUCGUUUGUAUUGCAGUACACUUAAUUAUUUUAGUUUGCUUCUUUUAUUUUUUUUUUUAUUAAAACCAUUUUUUGAGCAGCUUUUGCUCCCAGAUGAACUGAAUGUGCAUUGCAUCCUUUUUUAUUUUCUCCUCCCCUGUUUGCACCUUGCUUAACUAAUGCCUCUCUGUCCACCAUUUUUCUGUUAAAAAAAAAAAAAAGAAUGAGUUGUGCUUUGGCGUGCCAGAAUGAGCCAAGCUACUUUGUGACCUGUGAAAAUCCUAUAUAAAUGGUUAUCUAAUGGAGUUGCUUUUAGAUGUAUUGCUAAUCCGUGUAAAUUCACAAAUAAAAGUGUAUUUUAAGAAA
Messenger RNA from Betta splendens (Siamese fighting fish), 5282 nucleotides. It is a transcript of the gene add3a, whose product is annotated as adducin 3 (gamma) a. Gene Ontology annotation, cellular component: cytoskeleton; plasma membrane; postsynaptic density. Gene Ontology annotation, biological process: barbed-end actin filament capping. The transcript has 16 exons. Gene Ontology annotation, molecular function: actin filament binding. The record is from RefSeq and is a predicted model, not a curated record. Bases 863 to 3016 code for a protein of 717 amino acids. NCBI's taxonomy places the organism in Eukaryota, Metazoa, Chordata, Actinopteri, Anabantiformes, Osphronemidae.